Messenger RNA from Penicillium samsonianum, 774 nucleotides. Its product is annotated as S-adenosylmethionine-dependent methyltransferase. The transcript has a single exon. Gene Ontology annotation, cellular component: eRF1 methyltransferase complex. Gene Ontology annotation, biological process: methylation. The record is from RefSeq and is a predicted model, not a curated record. Lineage: Eukaryota; Fungi; Ascomycota; Eurotiomycetes; Eurotiales; Aspergillaceae. Bases 1 to 774 code for a protein of 257 amino acids. Gene Ontology annotation, molecular function: protein methyltransferase activity; nucleic acid binding; S-adenosylmethionine-dependent methyltransferase activity.
AUGCUUCCCACGCCAGAUACUUCACAUGUGUCCUUUGACACCAUCUACGAGCCAUCCGAGGACUCAUACCUCUUCCUAGACACAUUGUCAUCAGCAUCCGAAUCAAAAUGGCUCUCUGAACGAUUCCCAAAGAAAGAGGCAUCACCACUAGUCGUCGAAGUAGGCACAGGCUCUGGCGUUGUGCUAGCUUUCACAGCCGCACAAUCUCAACAGAUCUUCGGCCGACGCGAUAUUCUCACACUAGGCACUGAUGUGAACCGCAAUGCUUGCAUCGCAACGCAGAAGACCGCAACGACAGCCAUCCAAGCAGAGCAACAGCCGUCUCCUCAAUCAGUUCACAUCUCUUCAUUGACAGCCGAUCUUUGUGCGCCUCUUCGCCCUGGCAGCGUUGAUGUCCUCCUCUUCAACCCACCCUAUGUUCCGACUGAGGAUCUACCGCGUCUGCCUUCUGCGGCGGAAAAUGACCCUGCUGUUUCAGAAGCCAUGUCUCGCUCUGCCAAGUUCGAUAAUGACUCGUACUUCUUGUCGUUGACGUACGCGGGCGGAGCGGAUGGUAUGGAAACUACGGAUAGACUGCUUGAUGCUAUUCCUGGGGUUCUGUCUGUGCGUGGUGUGGCUUAUGUCUUACUCUGCAAGCAGAAUCGGCCUGAUGAGGUUAUGGAGCGCAUUCGUGGCUGGGGUGGUUGGCAGGCUGAGGCGGCGGGGUCGAGUGGGAUGCAGGCUGGGUGGGAGAAAUUGGUUAUUGUGAGGAUAUGGAGAGAGGAUAGCUCAUGA